Molecule: messenger RNA, 3329 nt
Organism: Amphibalanus amphitrite
Lineage: Eukaryota; Metazoa; Arthropoda; Thecostraca; Balanomorpha; Balanidae
Product: dynein regulatory complex subunit 7-like
Exons: 1
Coding region: 229-3039 (936 amino acids)
Biological process (GO): flagellated sperm motility
Cellular component (GO): motile cilium
Source: RefSeq, a predicted model, not a curated record
CAUUGGCGAGACGCCACGUGCCGUUUGAUCAAUAAAACAGCAUCGAUUUAGCAGCGCAACCGGCGCAGCCCAGAGCCCAAAGAAGAGCCUUCAGUACGCAGUGUCGUAAACGGAAGAUACUUUCAGAAGUCGCUGUUGGGGUGAACUGGACUAACGAGUAACGAGAACAAGUUUUAUUUCGCAAACCACUGGAAAUCAUAGUCGCUGAAUAAGAAGCCGGACAAGAACAUGAGCGAUGGUGGCGCGGAGGCACACACUGUCGCCGAGUCCGAGGAGCCUGCCACUGCCGACCACACCGAUGGUGAAGCUCCGGCUCCGCAGGAAAACGGCGAGCACAAUGGACCAGCAGAGAGCGAGGGGCCAAAGGAAGAUAGCGAACAUCCCGCUGGAGAAGAUGAAUACGGUGUUGUGCCGGACGUCCAAAGCAACUUGUCGGACAAGUCUGACCAAGAGUCGCACGACGAUGUGCUCAGCGAAGGAGAAGAAGCCGCUGCUGGUGAGCGCGAUUCGGCGAGGAAAGAGAGCAUAAGAGACCGCCUGAGACGCGAGGGUCGUGAGCGUGCGAGGAGUGAGAACUACCAGUCAGAGACGCAGCUGGCGGAGUUAGACUCGACUGCAUUGAUUAAAAAGCCGCCGAGCGUUUCGGACAUUCACAUUCUUGCCAGAGAUGACUAUCCUGAGAGCUACACUUCAGAUACGCCGAAGGAGACGAAACUCUUUCAGCAUACGCAGCGAUUUCUCGCGCAGUACACUCAUCUGUAUCCUGAUCGCAAGCCGCCAUUCCUCAACCCGCUCAACGACUGUCGAAUGCCGAAGUGUGCGAGCACUUUUAUUCGACCAUCCCUGCUGCCGUACCUCGACUGCUAUGACUGGCAGGGCUGCGCAAGUUUCGUCGCCGACCAUCUCGACUAUCGACCCCUGAAACAGCCGACAGAGACGCCCGAGGGGAUGAUGUCUCCGGCCACCGUGCUGCGCUAUCAGACGGCCAACUGCUUCGAGAUGAGCACGGUGCUGUGCUCGCUGCUGGCCGGCGCUGGGUACCGCGCCUACGUUGUGUCCGGCUACGCAGUGCGAGCAGUCUGUCUCCGCGACACGACUCGCGUCGUCUGCCCGGACAUGAUGCAUAAGGACGAAGACGACUCGACUGUAGAGUCUGCACCAGAGAACAGGUACCAGCUGAAGCCGCAGAAAGAACUGGCCAGCAAGUAUGAGCAGAUGAUGGAGGAGCGAGUGCGGGAAGCCGCGAGGAAAAUGGAAAGGGAGAAGCUGCAGCGCGAACUGGAGGAGACAAACGAGAGGGAGAAGGAGCCGCCCGAUCCUCUGUUUGGCAUGCGCGUGCACGCCUGGGUGCUGGUGCUACCAGGCGAGCGGGACGUCACUGAGCCGUUCUUCAUCGAAUCCACCACAGGCAUGGGGAAGGGAAUACGGUGCGGCGACUACCUGGGCAUCGAAUCCCUCUGGAACCAGACUAACUACUGGAUCAACCUGCAGUACUGCAUCAACGGUGUGCGCGACCUCGAGUACGACCUAUUCAACCCGGCGCACUGGGAGUUCCUGCUGCUACGCGACGCGCUGCGCACCCCACAUCCUGACGAGCUGGAGACCGACCUGGAGGAGGCCGUGCUAGACGCCGACCGGCUCAUGGAGAUGCCGCUGUCCUGGGUGGAGCGUCUGCAGGUCUCUAAGGAGCGGUACGACGAACGUUUUCCGUGUGGCCGAAAGGUGAUGCGCUUCUACCGUUCGAGGCUGGAGCAGUUCUCGCCGUACACGAUGAAGGACGGCCUCGUUCGCCGGCUGACCGUCUACUCCGACUUCAGCUGCGAUACGGUGGAAACGAUAACGGAGUCGUAUCUGCACCGCGCUGACCGGCUCAUCAGCCGCAAAAUCACGCCGGCGACUGGCUGGAUAGAAGACAAAUUCCAGCGAGGCCGGGACGAUGCACUUCAGGAGCAUCAGUACGCGGUGCUGGGCCACAACCCUGAGGACAGGCGAGUGAUGCGCUACUUCCCGAAGACGCGUACAGACUGCCUGAUCGCACGCACCGUUGGUGAAGGUGGCUUCAUUGAGGAGGACUUCCAAGACCGCGACGACAAGCUAUAUCGCCGUGUCACCGAAGUCGGCGCCAUCCAGAAGAAGUUCGGCCCCGCCGGCACCACGCGGAAGCCGCUAGUGAGCAUCACUGAGCGGAUGCACAGGAAUCCCCGCGGCGACGGAGACGACGGCGUCAGCGAGAGAACGUUCGACCUGGCGGACGCCAAGAUCAGUGUCGUGUUCCACGCGCGCAGAGGCCGAGUGACCGCGGAGCGACGCGAGUUCGCCAAACCCCACCCGGACGACAAGGCACGGCUGGUACCGAUCCUUGAGGAGGCCGCCGCCUCCGGGUACAGCGCCGAUGUCGACGAGCUCCCGCCGCGUAUGCUCGACCUCUACUACAUGAUGAAGGCGCAGAUGGACGACGAGGAGCGCGCGGUGGCCGCCGUCCGCGAGGCCGAGGACGAGAUAGUCGAGCUGCUGAACGCCCGCACCCAGGAGGAGGCGGCGCUCGACCUGGAGAAGGCGCUGUUCGAUAGUGACCUCGUGCCGCAAAUUCGCAGCGACCGCAAAGACCUGGAGGCGUUCAUCGCAGCCCAGUCCACACGCCUCGUUGAAAAGGACAAAGAUCCUCUGGGGCCGUUCUUGGCCAGGCUCAACAUACCCGAGUCCGAAAUGAGCACACCGGUGCGUUUCAAGCUGCGUGAUGAGUGCAUGCAGGCGUUCCGCCAGAGGCUGGUCGACAAGGCGAACCGUCUGCAGAAACAGUUCGAGGAGGAGACUGAGGCGCUGCAAGACCGACAGCACUGGUACCAGCAGAACUACGUCGGUCUGACGGAGGAGGAGGAGCAGGAGUACCUGAGGUUCUGCCACGACACCAUGUUCCGGCUGCACGUGCUGGAGCUGCUGCUGGAGAGACACAAACAGAUGGCGCCGGUCAAACACCAGACCCUGGAGAGGCGGCUCAGAAGCGACCCCCGCAUCACAGGCCAGAACGCAGACGGAUGAGAGACGUCCCUGCAGGGAAUUCGGCGUGAACUACCCCAAGUAGAGCGGCAGCAGCAGCAGCAGCAGUAACGACAAUGUGGGCUCCAAUGUGUGAACAGUCAACUUGUCACGAAAAUGAAUAGGACAGGGUAACAGCGAAUGGCUCUUUGUAUCGGGAGCCUCUUGUCAUACUUUUGUGAGUAGCGCACCGAAAAAGACAGGCGUAACGCUGAACACGUCUUUUCUGUCUGAGGAACAUCGUGUCUUCCUUAAUGAAAUGAUCUGCAAUAUAUAUGAUCGGCAAAAGCUUA